Molecule: messenger RNA, 348 nt
Organism: Suillus subalutaceus
Lineage: Eukaryota; Fungi; Basidiomycota; Agaricomycetes; Boletales; Suillaceae
Exons: 1
Coding region: 1-348 (115 amino acids)
Source: RefSeq, a predicted model, not a curated record
AUGCCUACUCGCUGGCAGGACUUGUUAACUCUGUUCCCUAGAAUCGAAAUAACAGGCAAUGCCAACCAAAAGAGCGAGCAUGAGGGGCUUGUUGGUGUAAGGUGCAUGGACAUGAUCCUUGUCAUUUCUCAAAGCUUAUCAUAUACCAGCAAGGCGGAUAUCGAGAAGAGCUCGGCCUUGGCAGAGAACAAAGAAGUACUUCAUUUGCCGGAGCACAUCCACGAAAGGUGCGAGGAAGAAUCCAUAGCCAAGCUGAAGGAGCAACUAUGGCUCGCAGAAUUGGGCUGCUCGAGGCUUCAAGCGCAGUACCAAGUAUACAGAUUGCGCUGGCUGGAGGAAUAUCAUUGA